GGACGAAUCUGAGCUAACGGAAGGUGUCGUCGAGGGAGGAAAGGGCCGAGAGGAAGAAGGACUACAACUCCCAGAAUGCCAGGGGGCUGACUACAGUGUCCGUGAUGCCCCGGGAAGGGGGACCUGGGUGAGGACUUCAUGUCCCACCGUGCUCUCGGGGGGCGGCCGGCGGAGAUUGAACCGGAAGACGCUCCCUGGGCGUGUGGAGUCCACUGACUGCUAUUGAACCACGAAAAGUCCAAUAUGAAACUGUAUUGCCUGUCGGGGCACCCGACGCUACCAUGCAACGUGCUCAAGUUCAAGUCCACCACCAUCAUGCUGGACUGCGGCCUGGACAUGACGUCCACCCUCAACUUCCUCCCGCUUCCCCUCGUGCAGAGUCCCAGGCUGUCCGGCCUCCCCAGCUGGUCCCUGAAGGAUGGAAACACUUUCCUGGAGAAGGAGCUCAAAGAGUGCUCGGGCCACGUCUUCGUGGAUUCUGUGCCUGAAUUCUGCUUACCUGAGACCGAGCUCAUAGACCUGUCCACGGUCGACGUCAUCCUCAUCUCCAACUACCACUGCAUGAUGGCGCUGCCCUACAUCACCGAGCACACGGGCUUCAGCGGCUCCGUGUACGCCACCGAGCCCACCGUGCAGAUCGGCCGGCUCCUCAUGGAAGAGCUGGUGAACUUCAUCGAGAGGGUGCCCAAGGCCCAGUCGGCCUCGCUGUGGAAGAACAAGGACAUCCAGCGGCUGCUGCCGUCCCCGCUCAAGGACGCGGUGGAGGCCACCACAUGGAGAAGGUGCUACACGAUGCAGGAGGUCAACGCGGCCCUGAGCAAGAUCCAGCUGGUGGGAUAUUCCCAGAAGAUUGAGCUUUUCGGUGCCGUGCUGGUGACGCCGCUGAGCUCUGGCUACGCCCUGGGGAGCUCCAACUGGAUCAUCCAGUCUCACUAUGAGAAAGUGUCCUACGUGUCCGGCUCCUCCCUGCUGACCACGCACCCCCAGCCCAUGGACCAAGCAUCUCUGAAGAACAGCGACGUUCUCCUCCUGACGGGCCUUACCCAGAUCCCCACCGCCAACCCCGACGGCAUGGUGGGCGAGUUCUGCAGCAACCUGGCACUCACGGUGCGGAACGGAGGGAAUGUGCUGGUGCCCUGCUACCCGUCGGGUGUCAUCUACGACCUCCUGGAAUGCCUCUACCAGUACAUCGACUCGGCCGGCCUCUCCAAUAUCCCCUUCUACUUCAUCUCCCCCGUGGCCAACAGCUCCCUGGAGUUCUCCCAGAUUUUUGCUGAGUGGCUGUGCCACAACAAACAGAGUAAGGUGUAUCUUCCAGAACCGCCGUUCCCGCACGCAGAGCUCAUCCAGACCAACAAGCUGAAGCACUACCCCAGCAUCCACGGCGACUUCAGCAACGACUUCCGGCAGCCGUGUGUGGUCUUCACCGGCCACCCCUCCCUCCGCUUCGGGGACGUGGUGCACUUCCUGGAGCUCUGGGGCAGGUCCAGCCUGAACACGGUCAUCUUCACAGAGCCCGACUUCUCCUACCUGGAGGCGCUGGCCCCCUACCAGCCGCUGGCCAUGAAGUGCAUCUACUGCCCCAUCGACACGCGGCUCAACUUCAUCCAGGUGUCGAAGCUGCUGAAAGAAGUGCAGCCGUUGCACGUGGUGUGUCCCGAGCAGUACACGCAGCCGCCGCCCACACAGUGCCACCGCACCGACCUGAUGAUCGACUGCCAGCCGCCGCCCAUGUCCUACCGGCGCGCCGAGGUCCUGGCACUGCCCUUCAAACGCCGCUACGAGAAGAUCGAGAUUGUGCCCGAGCUGGCCGACUCCCUGGUGCCCACGGAGGUGAAGCCCGGCAUCUCACUGGCCACGGUCUCGGCCGUGCUGCACACGAAGGACAACAAGCACGUUCUGCAGCCCCCACCCCGGCCAGCCCCGCCCCCGGGGGGCAAGAAGAGGAAGCGGGCGAGUGAGGACGUGCCGGACAGCAAGGGGGUGCGGCCCCUGCUCAGUGGCUCCAUCCCCCUGGACCAGUUUGUGCAGACCCUGGAGAAGCACGGCUUCAGUGACAUCAAGGUGGAGGACACGGCCAAGGGCCACCUGGUGCUGCUGCAGGAGGCCGAGACGCUGAUCCAGGUGGAGGAGGACUCGACCCACAUCAUCUGCGACCACGACGAGGUGCUGCGGGUGCGGCUGCGCGACCUCGUCCUCAAGUUCCUGCAGAAGUUCUGAGCCAGACACGCACGCGAGGGCCACGGGGCUGGCCGGCCACUUUGCUGCAGGGCUUGGGGGGCAUGGCACCAGGCAGGGGUGCGGCCCACAGUGCCUGCGCCUCAGGAUGGCCCCCGUGCUGCGGGGAGGCACUCGUCCCUGUCUUUUCUAUUGCGCACCCGUUUGUUAAUAAAACUUAUUUUUAUAGACGUAUCUGUGCCCCGCGGAACCUGAAACCCACACAUGGAUUUAGUGUCUGGAAAUACGGGAAGAGCAUGAAUGUAUGAUCUGGAGAGGGACGGGUGAGGCCUGGGAACUGCUAGGGGUGACCCGACCCCAGCCCCAGGAAGCAGCAGGCAAGCCCCCGUUCCCUCACCCUGACCAACCCCUGACCAAGUCUGGGCAGGCCUCAGUCACAGGAAGCCCCGCGAGGUGGAUGCCACGAGCCCGCACGGCACACGUGCCAGUCUGCAGCGGGCCGGGCAGCCCUGGGCGCGCUGGCCUGAGGGUCAGUCACUUCUCCAGCUGGCCCGCAGCUGGGCCCCAGGAACCGUGGGAAACUCCCUGGGACUUAACCGGGGUGUGCAGGAAAAAGGCGUCUCUGGCGUGGCCGGCAGGGCCCAGGAUGCCCGCACAGGUCCUGGGGUCGGUAUGCUGGGGCCAGGGAUGGAGUGAGCCAUGGGAGAGGCCGCGAGGCCAUGGCAGCUGUGGAAACCGAGGCCGCAUGGUAGGUACACAGCAGGGCGGCCGGAACUUGCUUCAGUCAUGUGUUUAUAAAAGGAACAUUCUGGAAAUGCAAAAAGUCUCUUUCACUUGCACUCCCGAGACAUCCAAAUGGGCCUGGAACAGCUUGGACUUGCCCAAGUGGUCACAAGGCCCACGGGAAGCCCAAGAGGCAGGGCAGGACAGGACCUCUGUGAAAUGGGCCCCACUGAGGCAAGAGUGAGGGAGACGGCCCCACGAGCGAGGGAAAGAAGCGCGACUUUCCUUCGAGCGGGGACACACAGGGAGGUGGGGGUCGCCACCCCGAGACGCCUGAGCUGCCUCAAGGACAACUGAAGCAGAGGUGGGAGCAGCCACAGGGCACGACUGACCCCCCAGACCAAGGCGGGCAGGUGGGACUGGCACAGCCACGUCCACUCCGGCUCAGCGAGGUCCUGACAGCGGGACAGUCGCCGAGAAGCUGCUGGAGAGGGCGAGAAGCCUGUGCAAAGCCCCGUAGUCACGUUUCUUUGCCCCAAGACGCAGGGCCGAAGCUCCAGUGCUGGUCAGGCCACGCGGUGCCGGGCUGCACCAGGGAUGGGCGCACGGCUGCAUGCUCCUCCCAGGCCCCCACCCCGUUACUCAGGCUGCACCAGAAUAAAAGACAAAAACUUGAGUCCCAGAGUCUUUAGCCAGAAACGGAUCAAUACUUCAAGGUUCUAUAUACUGGCAGACACGCCGUGGCCGAGCGGCAGGCGCCAGGAGCAGAAAGCGCCACCCAGAGGAGUUCGUGAACCAGAUUCCGCAAUGGAAAAGCUGCUCACGAGGAAACAGCAUCAAGAGAACGGGUGCGCAAGCAGCAGAGGGGGUGACGCUCGCAGAACACACUCCAGCGAACGUAGCAGGGCCCGAGUUGCCACCCCUAGAGCCCCAAGCCCACCAACGGCUCAGUAACCCCCAGGUAGGCCCCAGCACCCCGGCUCCGAUACAAAGAAAACACAACAGAGUAUUGUCGGCCAUAAAGAGAAACGAGCAGCCAAGCACAACCCCGAACACAGGCCACGCGUGCAAGAAGCUAGUGGUGUGGGCUCCCGGGUGCAGAAACCCGAGCUACGGGGAAGGGAGGGGACGGGCCUUGAGGAAAGGCAGACGGUUCUGGCAAGGCCUCACUGUUGCCACGGGGGGCUGUACACACAGACCUUCGCCUGGUUCCCUGUGAGCCUCCAGCCACAGUGUUUUGCCAUUUCCAGAGCAGAAGUUCAGGAAGUUCAGGUGGGAGGCCCGUGUGCUGCCCACCCACACCAGGGAUGACCCCACCCCAGACAUCAUCCAGGAGCGGGAGCCAGAGAGGAAGAAGUCCUCCCUGCCCUGUGCUCCCCAGCAGACUGACCCAGCGCUGGUCCAACUUCCUCUGUGUGGGGUCACGCCCAGCGGGGCUCGGGGGCACCGGCCGGGUGUUCGGGCGUCACUUCCGGCGGUGCUGGGGCUGGAACCGCCCUGACUCUGGCCUGGCAGCUCAGCAGCACUCCGAGCUAGGUGGAGCGUGACCGUGAGAAGCAGGGGAGCACGCAGAC
Sorex araneus (European shrew) is the source of this 4475-nucleotide messenger RNA. It is a transcript of the gene INTS9, whose product is annotated as integrator complex subunit 9. The transcript is spliced from 17 exons. Lineage: Eukaryota; Metazoa; Chordata; Mammalia; Eulipotyphla; Soricidae. Gene Ontology annotation, biological process: snRNA processing. The coding region runs from base 244 to 2220 and encodes 658 amino acids. The record is from RefSeq and is a predicted model, not a curated record. Gene Ontology annotation, cellular component: integrator complex.